Manduca sexta (tobacco hornworm) is the source of this 1821-nucleotide messenger RNA. RefSeq lists its product as uncharacterized. NCBI's taxonomy places the organism in Eukaryota, Metazoa, Arthropoda, Insecta, Lepidoptera, Sphingidae. The record is from RefSeq and is a predicted model, not a curated record. Bases 1 to 1821 code for a protein of 606 amino acids. Gene Ontology annotation, molecular function: nucleic acid binding. The transcript is spliced from 4 exons.
AUGCCAUACGGUAAAUUGUCUGAAUUUUGCUUCGACGAAAACAAAAACUGGUCCGCGUACGUUAGGUUGGUGAAGCAGUUCAUUUUGUUAAAUGAUAUUAAAACCGAGUUACACGUGGCCACGUUGUUAACGCAUGUCGGCGCACAGACUUAUCAACUUAUGUGCGACUUGUGCGCGCCUGAUUUUCCCGAAGAUAAAACGUUCGAACAAUUGAUCGAGUUAGUGGCUGGCCAUCUGGAACCCAAGCGAUCGGAAAUAGCGGAGAGGCACACCUUUCGCCAACGACGUCAAGUAGAGGGCGAAUCGAUUGGCGCAUUUCUGCAGAGCCUCAAACACCUUGCCACUCAUUGUAACUUCAAAGCUACGCUGGAGGUGAAUAUUCGUGAUCAGUUCGUGUCUGGACUCCGAAGCGAAGAAAUGCGCUCGAGAUUGUUCGCUGAGCCGUCGUUGGAUUACAAGAAAGCGGUGGAGUUGGCGCUUGCGCUGGAGGCGGCCGAGCGGCAUGCGGUGGAGGCCGCGGCCGGUGGCGCGCCGGAGGCAAGCGGCUCGCUCGCUGGACUCACGCCGGCUGCGCUGGCCGCGCCGAUGCAUCGGUUAGUGGCCGGGCAACAGCUGACCCGACGCACCUGUUGGCGCUGCGGGAAAGGAGCUCACGCGCCGAACAAGUCUGUAGACAGUAGCUCGUACGGUCUAGGCGCCGUGCUUUCGCAGCUAUAUUCGGACAACACCGAACGCAUCGUGUGUUGUGCGUCACGUACUCUUAAUGAGGCUGAGCGUCGCUACAGUCAAAUCGACAAGGAGGCGCUGGCGAUUGUGUACGAAAACAGUGAAAUUGAAAAUGAAAAGCCGUACUUUAAUAGAAAAGAUAGUCUACAUCUGGAUCACGGAUGCAUUGUUUGGGGGUACAGGAUCGUUAUUCCAAGAACACUGCGUUCACAAAUCUUGGAUGAGCUACAUGCUGGACACGUGGGUGUAGUGCGCAUGAAACAAAUAGCGCGCAACUACGUGUGGUGGCCGAACAUUGACGCAGAUAUCGAGGCGAGAGCGCGCGCUUGCAUUCCCUGUACCAGUGUACUCGAUGCUCCACCGGCAGCUGCACCGAGAAAUGGUGUAAAACAUAUCCUCACGGCGCCUUAUCAUCCUUCCAGCAACGGAGCUGCAGAGAAUGCUGUGAAAAAUGUUAAGAAGGUCCUUAAGAAAGCAGCUUUGGAAGGGGAGGACACUGAAAGAGCGUUGUGUAAAUUUUUACUACAGUACCGAAACACUGAGCAUACAAUUACUAAACGAGAACCGGCCGUCGCUAUGUUCGGCCGCACUCUUCGAACACGUUUUGAUUUAUUACGAGGUUGUACCGCCGACCACGUUGAGGAGGCUCAAAAGACACAAGUCAGAUUGGCUAAAACUAGUGCAGAAAGACAGGUUGUCGAGGGGGACAAUGUACUGGUCAGGAAUUACAGUAAAAGCAACACUAGUAAAUGGCAGCCUGGAAUUGUAGUCGAGCGCACGGGAGCGGUUACAUACAAAAUACAAACAGGUGAUACUAUAAGUACUAAACAUAUUGACCAAAUACUCCCUUUACGCAAGAGUAAUAGGUUCUCCCUACCUGGUCCCAUCGAAAAUGAUAAUAGUUCAAUGGCGAAGCCGGAGAUUGAUAAUUUGGAGGACACCAGCAACUCAACUCCAGCUGAGAGUGAAACAAAAGAAGCUGAGCCUGCUGGAAGCAAUGCCCAAAGCAUACCUGCCACUCAUGAGCGUUCCCCACCUAGAGUCAAGACAUACAAUUUACGUCCCCGUCCGAUUAGGACUAAUCGUGACAUUUAG